Messenger RNA from Lactuca virosa, 1545 nucleotides. Lineage: Eukaryota; Viridiplantae; Streptophyta; Magnoliopsida; Asterales; Asteraceae. The record is from the annotation of a GenBank genome assembly.
ACCACCACACAAACACAACACUUGGGGUGCAUCUGCAUUCUGCAGCCCUCUCUCUCUGUAGAGUUUUUCAAACAUUUGUUCAUCCAUGCACAAUUGUACAUAACAUCUCUACUGAGUAAUCAAUCAUUCUCUGUUAUCUUUCUUUUUAUCUAAAGAAAUGGAGAAUGGGGUUGCGAAGAUGGAGACCCCUACAAAUGUGACAAUUAAGGGGAUUCUUGGACUGUUAAUGGCGAAUCUUGAUUAUGAAAAUAAGAAGAAAGUGAUUUCUCUUGGGAUGGGUGACCCGACUGCUUUUUCUUGCUUCACUACCACUUCUGUUGCAGAAGAUGCUGUCGUUGAUGCUCUCACCUCGCAGAAAUUCAAUGGAUAUUCCCCUACUGUCGGCCUUCCUCAAGCAAGAAAGGCAAUCAGUGAAUAUCUAUCGAUCAAUCUCCCAUACAAGUUAUCCCCAGAUGAUGUAUUCAUAACAGCAGGAUGCACACAAGCCAUAGAAGUUGCUAUAUCAAUUUUAGCCAGACCAAAUGCAAACAUAUUAGUUCCAAAACCAGGAUUUCCAAUCUAUGAACUUUGUGCAGCUUUUAGAAACGUUGAAAUCCGCCAUUUUGACCUUCUUCCCGAAAACAAUUGGGAAGUUGACCUUGAUGCCAUUGAUGCAUUAGCUGAUCAUAACACCGUUGCAAUUGUCAUCAUAAACCCCGGGAAUCCAUGUGGAAAUGUCUAUAGUUAUCAACAUUUAAAAAAGAUUGCCGAAACUGCAAAGAAGCACAAGAUUGUUGUUAUAGCGGAUGAAGUUUAUGGACAUUUAGCUUUCGGACAAAACCCUUUUGUGCCAAUGGGUGUGUUUGGAUCCAUGGUGCCUGUUCUUACACUUGGAUCUUUAUCAAAAAGAUGGAUUGUGCCAGGCUGGCGCCUCGGGUGGUUUGUCACCACCGAUCCUAAUUCCAUGUUCAAAAACGCCAAGACUGUUGAGCGCCUCAAGAAGUACUUUGACAUUUGUGGUGGUCCCGCAACCUUUAUACAGGCAGCUGUGCCUCGAAUUAUUAAGGAAACAAGUGACACGUUCUUCAUGAGAACUCUUGACAUAUUGAAACACACAUCGGAUGUUUGUAUGAAGAAAAUAAAAGAUAUUCCUUGUUUAACAUGUCCAACAAAACCUCAAGGCUCCAUGGCAAUGAUGGUGAAGCUGAAUGUUUCAUUACUAAAAGAUAUCCAUGAUGACAUUGACUUUUGUUUCAAGUUAGCUAAAGAAGAAUCUGUCAUCCUUCUUCCAGGACUAACAGUGGGACUAAAGAAUUGGGUGAGGAUAACUUUUGCUGCAGAACCAUCUUUGCUUGAAGAAGCUCUUGAAAGAAUUAAAACGUUUUCUAGUAGGCAUUCUUAUGACACAAAUGGUUACAUUUGAUACAUGAAUUGCAAACUAGACACUUUAUUCACAAAUACGUUUAUCAUUUUCUUUUUCUCUUUUUUUUUCUUUUUUUCUUUUUUGGUUCUUUUAAAUAAGUUUUAUGAUUGUAUAGCUGGUAUCUCUAUUCUAAUAAAAGAAUA